Acanthoscelides obtectus is the source of this 4263-nucleotide messenger RNA. NCBI's taxonomy places the organism in Eukaryota, Metazoa, Arthropoda, Insecta, Coleoptera, Chrysomelidae. The record is from the annotation of a GenBank genome assembly.
UAACCACCGAAGGGGUUAUCAAACGGCUCUGAGACAUUGGCUGGUCCACGUGUGGCUGUCAGGUAGACGAUCGACACGUGUCGAACGCGUGCGGCGACCCUCCCGCCCCUGAUGCGCGCCGCGUUCAUAAAAAGUUUUCAUUCAGAAAAAGUGUUGACGCGAUCGUUGCCGGGCAACCCCUGCCGCGAUGCGCGUUUUUUCCGCGGACAUGUGCGUGUGGGUGCAACCAGGAUCUAGUGUAACGGAUCGACGUAAUUUGUUUUGUGGCGUGUACUAGUGUGGAGAGAUCUUAUCAACCUGUAAGCAGAAAGUAUAUGAAAAAUCCAAGAGUUUCCAUAAUCUGCGGCUACUGAUUAACUAGAACCAAACGUGCGAGGUGUCGUUGUAAAUAUAUAUAACUAGUAAAACAUUAAUAACGUAAUUCAUACGUUUGCUCAGUAAAGCUUCAAUAGUUAGUUUAGGAUCAUGUUCCUACAUCCAUUUUCUAAAAUGAUAAGACCACCAAUCAGUUCAACAUAAGCUAAAUGAACUGAUUUAAGCCAUAAAAUUGUUGCCACAUCGCACACAAGUGCUACCAACCGCUUCGAUGUUUGUGAACAUCCGGUGACUUAACCCUUCUAUAAAUGCAUCUUACAAACACGACCACCUCUUCUGGGGGUGGCGGCACUACCGGCACCACCUCCACGACCGAAAGUACCCUCCAAGACACGUACACCAAGAUGACGUCAGACAUCUUGGCAGAACGAACACUGAACGACUUCCUUAGUGAACAUCCAGGUGAACUGAUAAGAACGGGAAGUCCCCUAUUUGUGUGCACGGUACUACCUCCUCAUUGGAGGUCGAACAAAACGCUGCCAGUGGCGUUCAAAGUGGUGGCGCUGGGUGACGUUGGUGAUGGUACUGUGGUGACAGUGCGGGCAGGGAAUGACGAGAACUAUUGUGCAGAAUUAAGGAACUGUACGGCGGUGAUGAAGAACCAGGUGGCGAAGUUCAAUGACCUUAGGUUCGUCGGGAGGAGUGGAAGGGGGAAAAGUUUCACUCUAACAAUAAUGGUAUCAACGAGUCCACCUCAAGUAGCAACGUAUAAUAAAGCCAUCAAGGUGACAGUGGAUGGACCUAGGGAGCCAAGGUCAAAAACAAUGUUUUCUUUUCUAGGACAGCAACAGCAGUUUCACUUCGCCUUUGGUCAACGGCCGUUUCCGUUUGCAACUUCUGAUCCUUUGUCGGGAUUUAGGAUGCCCCCUAUAGGAAAUUGUAACAAUAUGCCCCAAUUCGGCUUGACGACGACGAACAGUCACUGGGGAUACGGUGGAGCGGCAGGAGCGUACUCGCCAUACUUUUCUGCGGGUGCACUGGGAUCGUGCGCGACGCCCUCAUCCCAGUUCAAUACGCAUAGCUUGGGCUUCUCAUCAGGUUCUUCAGCUGCUGCCGCGACGCCUGAUCAGACGACGCCUGCCCAAGACGCGUUUUCCCCCGCCGCUGGUGUUACAGGGGCUGCUGGAGUAGGAGCGUCAUUGCUUCCAGAAGCCUCAACGACAGACCUUGAUCAACACCUGGGCCUGGUGACGUCACAGACGCAUUCUAACCACUCUCAGUCAACAACACACUCAUCGUCCCUCCUCGUUCCUCGUUAUACCUCGAACCAUGCGGAUUUUGCAAUAUCUGGUCCUAGGUCCUUAUCAGAUAAUUCCAGCACAGCAGAAAGUCCCGUCCAAGAUGAUUUACUUGUGUCUUCGCAACCCACUGUUGGUGCAGUUAACCACGUGAACAACACCAACUUCCAACUGCACCAGAACAUGAGUCAGAGCUCGUACUCCUCGAGCAAUUGCAACAACUCAAUCUACCCGGUACUGCCCGGCCUACUGUACUCCCAGCUGUACUCCGCAGCCAACCAGACGCACAACUUCCAUUCAUUGCAUACGACACAUGCGCAGCAUAGUGACUUGCAAAGCGUUAUGGAUCAUUUGUCCACGAGUAAUCAGAGGCAAAUGGUGCACGGUAGUACCGAUCUUCUCCUUAGUAACAAUGGUACUUGUGCGGCAGCAGCUGCAAGGCAAGAUGACGGACAUAACCGAGGCUUGAGUACGAAUGGAGCUCAAAGAGGACCGGCUCAAAAUGGUGACGCGGUUGUUUGGAGACCUUAUUAAGAAGGUAGCCGGGAUAGUCUCCUGGAUUGACAUUAACAAAUAUCUAGUCGUGGGGUUUCAAGAACCAUAAACGUUUGAAAAAUGCGGAACUCAGCACGUAUACAGAAAUAUAAGGUUUACAAAUGAAAUUUGGAUUUCAUGAGGAGCGCCUCUAUACAAAACAAUAAGGGGAGAUUAUUCUUACUUGAUGUGUACACAGCUUAGCGAUACAAAAACUGAUAACUAUAGUACUAGAUAUGUAGGGCUGAUUCUGGAACAAAAUUGGCAAAUCCGCUCAAAACACAGGUAGGGUCACACGCUACAAAAACAAAAGUACCUAGUACCAACAUAUCGUGAAACUCAUUUUCUGUAUUUUUUAAUAUGAUAUUUUAGACAAAAACAUUUAAAAAACGUCAUAUGGUAUCUUGGAUCUAUUUCCUGUUCAUUUUAGUGCGUAGUGAAAUACAAGUGUCAAAGUUCUGUUACUCGAUCCGUUUGUCAAUUAGUAAAUUUCUAUGCAUUUCUUAUUACUAAUGCAGGCAGAUGCAGGAAACCUUGUUAUACGUAUUUUAACCCAAUCAUGCGAGAUAAUUAAUUUCAUACCUUCAGGAAGAUGCUUGAAACAAGUCGAGUUUAUAAUCACAAGAGACCUCUCCUAGAUUUAUAAAAACCUGUUGAUACCGGACAUCAAUAUAUUACCGAAUUCUAGAUAGUAUUGUCUGGUAUAAAAAACGAUUAACGGGGUGUAUAAGUCAAUCUACUGGACUCAAUGCUCUUGAGCGGAUUAAGUAAUUCCAUUUCGAAAUAACCCCUUCUUGUCUACUCUAUUUAGCAACUAACAGCAAACCCUACAUCAUUUUUAAACUUAUAUCUCAUUGCAAGGUUAAUACAACUUCAAAUUUUGGGCUAUGAGAUGAUACAAGAAGUGUUUCCAUUUUAUUUAACAUAUCCCAAUCAAUUUGCAAGCUUACCAUUUACUGCUAAAGUUUGUAGAAGAAUAACUGUAACGCCAAUAAGAAAGUUCCAAACAUUCGAAUUUAUGUUCCGAGUAUGGUAAAAUUUAUUGGGUGCAAUAUACAUUAGCUACAAGCAAUUACGUAGUUAACAUAAACAGUGAGUUUUGUGCAAUAAUGCAGUAAUUAAGUUUAUGCGUUGAUUUCAAUAGUAACUCACUAAAUUUUAAGAUAAUGCCUGUAAAAUACUAAUCCUACUAAUUACAAAACUGCAUUGCUUGAAGCAGUUGUCAAUAUGAUAAUUUCAGUUAUAGCACUCUAUUAUACCUGAGAGUAAAGGAAGUUGGCAGUUUAAUCAUCAACAGAUGAUGAUUUUCUAUUAUUUUCUGUCACAUGUACAGUCUGCGAAAACUUUAAGGUUCGCCAAUUUUAGUGGGACAGAAUAGCUUAAAAAUCGCUAUAAAACAAACUUUUCUCACGAACGCGAGGUUUUUGGCUCAUCUAAUCCGUUUGAUAAAAGUCACUGAUUGAUCAGUUUGUAACAAGACUCGGUUGAAAAUUAGAAUUUCUCAGGUCAGCAAGUACAUAAGUCAAAGUUAAAGGCAAGACCCCUAAGAAAAUUUUACCAUUGGUUUAUUUUAAAGCGGUAUAUAAGCUUGUUUGUUAGGCUAAAAUUAGGGAAUAUUUGACUUUCGUAGACUACACUUUCGUAAACUACUGCUAUAAAAGUAGCUGCCACUUAUGAAGUGUGAAGCUAAGUGGUUGUCAUACUAACGGACUAUAGAAUGUUUUCAGCACUCUCAGUUAGUAACUAAUUAAUCAGAGGUUUUUAAAGACAAACAUCGUUUUCGGGAUAAUGUAAAUAUUAAACUUAUCGAACUUUUUAUUCGAUAACACUUCUUACUUAGUGAGCUACUAUUGAUGCAUUAGCUCCCUGAGUUUAGAUAUGAUACAGUUACGGAAUACUGUAAAUAGCGAAUCUGAAAUUCCAGUCACACGCUGUAAGCAUGUCCGUACUAGUGACUUAAUUUUGUGAAUUAAAUGUAUAAUGCUUAAUUUAAGAUAGCGUAUACUUAUACAUUGUAAAUGAUUUGUUAUCUGAAAAUAUCAUUACCAUUAUUAUUUCUGUUGCAAGAUGUAAAAUAACAACGAUGAUAUUAUUAAAUAAUAUUGUAAACAAUACA